GUUGCCGGAGCAACGAACGCGGAAACGGCCGGCGUGGCGGCAGCGCGGUUUGCGAGGGAGGCAGGAGGCCUGGCCGGCAGCGUCCGGGCAUGCGGGAGCUCGGGCCGGGGGACUCUUCGGAAACUCCGGGCGCAGAGGAACGUGAGUCGGGAAGGCCCGAAGCCGGCUUUGGAGUGGGGACUCGCAGGGCCCUGCCACAGGCGGCCCGCGCUGGCUGGAACGCGGGCGGAGUCCGGGGACUCGAGCUCAGGCGCUUGGGGGCCCGGGAGCUGGGUCCGGCGCUUUCCUCUGUGACCCCUUCCGUCGGCUGCGGAUGUCCAGGCUGAGAGAGGGGUGCGACUUGUUCAGGGAGCAGCCCCGCUUUUUGGUGGCCAAUCUGGGACCGGAAUCUUAAGUUUUUGACUCUCGGUACAAAGAUUUAUCCACUGUCAGCUUUACAGGACGAGCACAAGAGUAGGUCAGGCCCGUCACAGCCUCGAGACAGAGGUGACACAUUAGCAGCCCGCCAGCGUUUGGCCCACAGACGCGGAUUAUUUGCCCCCACGACCUGAAGAACUCUGAGAUUUUUGUCGGGACCCAGGCGUGUUCGCGCGUUGAACAGACGUUCCUAGCCAGAUGGCUCUCCCCACACUGCCCUCCUACUGGUGCAGCCGGAGGCUCCUGAGUCAGCAGAUGGCACGACAGCGAGAGCAGGAGGCCCGGCUUCGGCAGCAGUGGGAUCAGAACAGCCGCUACUUCAGGACGUCUGACAUCUGCAGCUCCAAACAGGCAGAAUGGAGCUCCAAAACCUCCUACCAGCGGAGCAUGCAUGCGUAUCAGCGGGAGAAGAUGAAGGAGGAGAAGAGGAGGAGUCUGGAGGCCCGACGAGAGAAACUCAGGCAGCUCAUGCUGGAGGAGCAGGACCUGCUGGCCAGAGAGCUGGAGGAGCUGAGGCUGAGCAUGAGCUCUCGGGAAAGAAGAAUCCGGGAGCAGCACAGGAAUCUCAAAUCAGCCCAAGAAGAGCAAAGGAAACUGGUUGCUGAACAGCUUCUGUAUGAACAUUGGAAGAACAACAACCCAGAACUUCGAGAGAUCGAGCUGGACCUUCACAAGAAGCAUGUGGUAAACUGUUGGGAAACGCAGAAAGAAGAAAAAAAACAGCAAGAAGCCACGGAAGAGCGAGAGAAGAAACGGUAUGAAAAUGAAUACGAAAGGGCCCGGAGGGAAGCGCUCGAACGGAUGAAAGCGGAAGAGGAGCGGCGGCAACUAGAGGGUAAACUGCAGGCCGAGGCGCUGCGGCAGCAGAUGGAGGAGCUGAAGCUGAAGGAGGUGGAGGCCACCAAACUGAAGAAGGAGCAGGAGAAUCUGCUGAAGCAGCGGUGGGAGCUGGAGCGGCUGGAGGAAGAGAGGAAGCAGAGGGCAGCCGUCCAGCAGAAGGCGGAGCUGGGGCGCUUUUUGAGACAUCAGUAUAAUGCACAGCUCAACAGACGGACGCAGCAGAUCCAAGAGGAACUGGAGGCAGACAAGCGGAUCCUGCAGGCGCUGCUGGAGGAGGAGGGCGAGCACCAGCGCUUGCACCUGGCCAGGAGGGAGCAGGCCGCGGCCGACGUGGUCUGGAUGAAGCAGGUCAUCGAGGAGCAGCUGCAGCUGGAGAAGGCGCGGGAGGCAGAGCUGCAGAUGCUGCUGAGGGAGGAGGCCAAGGAGAUGUGGGAAAAGCGCGAGGCAGAGUGGGCCCGAGAGCGGAGCGCGAGGGACAGACUGAUGCACGAGGUUCUGACAGGGAGACAACAACAAAUACAAGAGAAAAUUGAACAAAACCGACGGGCACAAGAAGAAUCCCUAAAACACAGGGAGCAGCUCAUCCAAAGUCUAGAGGAGGCAAGAGAGUCAGCUCGCCGUGAGAAAGAGGAGAGUGAAGGACUGAAAUCGGCCAGGAAACAGGAGCUGGAAGCUCAGGUCGCGGAGCGCCAGCUGCAGGCCUGGGAAGCAGACCAGGAGGAGGAGGAGGAAGCGGAGGAGGCCAGACAGGCAGAGCAGCUCACCAACGCCCUGCUGCAGCAGGAGGCAAAGACGAUGGCUGAGCAGGGCUACCGGCCUAAGCCUUAUGGACAUCCCAAAAUUGCUUGGAACUGACUUCAUUGGUACCAUAAGCACAGAGAACAAGGAUGCUGAGGCAUUUGACACGCAGCUGCCGGACCACUGGACGACGUUCUCUUGGUCGUCCGUGUUCAGGGCACUCUCAGAUAGUUCAGUGAUGCCUGUUCAGGUGUGUCAUUAAAGGCACUGAGGGUGUGGCCAGACAUUAAGGUGCUGCGGAUACGCCAUACCCUGCAAGAGGCCCUUUCUGCCUUUCUUACCCAGGAAAAAAGAAGGGUCUUAUAUAAGCACGUUUACAGUGCUGUCGAGUAGUCUUGUGAUAUAUUUAUAAAUGACGUAAAAUUCUAGAUCAGUGUUGAGAGCCACAAGUAGUAUCCCAUCAUAGGGUACAUGGUUUCCUAUUGUCUCACCCUUAAUUGUCAACCUCCAGUACAGACUCCAGCUAGAGAUACGAGGGACAUUUUUCAGUUUUUUAAAAUUGAUAUUUAACUAUUCUAUUGAAAAUAACUUUUGUAGGUCUUGGUAUAGUUUAUUUCAGGGUUUAUUAAUUUAUUGGUCCCAAAAGGAUCAUGUCUUUUGUAUUCUGGAAGAAAAGAACUAUGAACUAAUGAGAACCCUGAAACAGUCUUAUGUGGUCUGUGGACGAUUUUCAGAAAUGUGGCAAGAAAUGAGUCUUUCCUCCUUCAGGAGGCUUUCCAUAGAGCAUGGUGUGUGGGUGAGUGAGCCCAACAUGUAUGUUACUGAGCCUCAAAAGGACCCAAAAGGUCACCUGGUUGGCUAACCUUUUAAAGGCAGGGUGUGACACUUGGGACCUCUGGUGUCUCGGGAAGUUCUCAGCUACAAGCAGCCUUCUGGGAUUUAUGUGCCCAGAGGAUGAGGCACUUAACCUAAGGAAACUAGAUCAGACUCAGAGCCACAGACUGGGCCAAAAAAUUCUCUCCCACAGUCAUAUCAGUGUGACACAGUUCUAGAUUGAUCUCUACAAAUAGCUAGAAGUUCCUUGCAGCAAUAAUCAUAUUUUUAUAACUUGUAUUUUUUCCAUACUAUUCCCCUGAGGUUUUAGUCUCCAUUACAUUGUGUUCAUGACUCCAUAUCUCAGUAAAUUACAGCUAAUUACAGGGAGUUGUUCCAUGGUUAUUGUAAACCAGAGUUUAUUAAAAAAUCCAGAGUCUAAGGGCUGCAUUACGUUUCACUUUCAUUGUGCUAUAGAAACAAAUUGAGCUGCAAACCGCGUCCUUAAUCUGUUUUUCAUUUUCUUGUCUUGAAAUUCUUUGGCUAGGGUCCCCUGAGCACCACUUCGAUUAUGCAUGCUUGUACUGUUUGAGAUGUUCAUUAAUUGUGAAAUAAAGUUCCAGUUUGACAGCA
This is a messenger RNA of Lemur catta (Ring-tailed lemur), 3441 nucleotides long. It is a transcript of the gene TCHP, whose product is annotated as trichoplein keratin filament binding. The coding region runs from base 616 to 2112 and encodes 498 amino acids. The record is from RefSeq and is a predicted model, not a curated record. Lineage: Eukaryota; Metazoa; Chordata; Mammalia; Primates; Lemuridae. Gene Ontology annotation, cellular component: keratin filament. Gene Ontology annotation, biological process: apoptotic process. The transcript is spliced from 13 exons.